Messenger RNA from Saprolegnia parasitica CBS 223.65, 909 nucleotides. RefSeq lists its product as hypothetical. The record is from RefSeq and is a predicted model, not a curated record. NCBI's taxonomy places the organism in Eukaryota, Oomycota, Saprolegniomycetes, Saprolegniales, Saprolegniaceae. The transcript has 2 exons. Bases 1 to 909 code for a protein of 302 amino acids. Gene Ontology annotation, molecular function: metal ion binding.
AUGGCGUUGCCCGUGAGCAUUGUGCGUGCUGGCGUCGAAGCCUCGGUGGUCGACCGCCUCUCGCGCCCGAUUAAAGACGUCGCUUGGCGUCACAGCGACGACUGCGCUGUCUGCGCCAAAGCGUUUACUGGCUUUCGACACCCGCACGUCUGCCACUUGUGUGCUAGCGUCAUCUGCGGCGCGUGUACCGAGCGCGUCUCGGUCGAGCGUCCAAGUGCCCGAAAGCAACGCGCCGACGCGACAGCGCUGCAUGCGCGUGUCUGUAAAGACUGCUUCUUCCGCACCUUCCGCGGACGACGCAAGUCGAUCGCAAGUACCGAGGCGCGCAUUGAGCUCUCGAGCGGCGCCAACCGGCCGUACUACUACCCAGACGCCAACCUCCAGUUUACUGGUACGUUGCGGCUUCCACCACGCAUCGUGCUCGAGGCAAAUGCCGCAAGCCCGUUGGCAACGGAUCGCCCGGACGUCUGCACCCUCGCUGCCUACGACGAGCUCGAGACCCAGCGGGAAGAGCGCCUCGACAUUCUCGUGGCGCUCGCACGCAGUGCGUACAACUGCCCCAUUGCGAUCGUUGCGCGCCUCGACAGAACGCGCGGGAUGCUCACGGUCCAAGCACGCAACGGGUGGCACGUCGAGAGGUUUGAGGCCGAGAGCAUGCUUGGCCAGGACGCGCUCGACGACGUCAUUGUGCUCUUAAACGCGCCGCGCGACGGCUACGCUUCCCACCCGUUCGUGCGUGGGCCGCCGUACCUUCGCUUCUAUGCCUCGGCGCCCAUCUAUAGCUCGUCGACCGUUCAAGCUGUCGUGGGUCUGAUCUUUGUUGCGGACACGCUGCCUCGCCAGCGAUGCGACGCCACUCGGCUUGUCAACCUCGCCAAAAUCGCCGCUCCCAUCGUAGCGGUCAUGUAA